This is a messenger RNA of Phragmites australis (common reed), 1330 nucleotides long. RefSeq lists its product as uncharacterized. Gene Ontology annotation, biological process: potassium ion transport; proton transmembrane transport. The record is from RefSeq and is a predicted model, not a curated record. NCBI's taxonomy places the organism in Eukaryota, Viridiplantae, Streptophyta, Magnoliopsida, Poales, Poaceae. Bases 145 to 981 code for a protein of 278 amino acids. Gene Ontology annotation, cellular component: mitochondrial inner membrane. The transcript is spliced from 8 exons.
GCUUGGGCCAAACAAACCUGUCUCGCCUCGCCCGACUGGCUGACUGACUGACUCCCCGUCCCCACCACCUGCGCCCCCACCUCGCCACCACCACCCCGCCGCCGCCUCCCGCGCCCGGCUCCCACUCCCACCCCGCCACGCGCGAUGCAGGCCCGCGUCGUCGUGUUCCCCGUCAAGGGCCGCGCCUGGUGCUUCGCCCGCCCGCGCGCCUCCUCCGCCGCCGCACCCGCUGCCGCUGGCGGUGAUGGCGUCCUUCCGCCACCGCCGACCCUGAAGGACCUCUGGCGCGGCAUCGCCUCCGGCGGACGCACGGCGCCGGAGAAAGCCGAGGCCGUCGUCGACUUCGUCGCGGACAAGAUGAACCGGGCGUGGAUCGGGUUCGGGAGCGCGCCGGAGGGGUCGAUGAAGAGCCGGAUCCACAGCUUCGGGCUGAAGCUGCUCUCGCGGGUGCGGCCGUCGGAGGUGCUCUUGAAGUCGGUGACGAAGGAUGUAAGCGCACUCGACAUCGUGCAUCCGGCGAGUAUAAAUCCUCGUCUUGUGCGUCGACGGUUGCGGCAUAUUGCUGUUAGGGGUGCAUCAGUUCACAGGAAAUUUCUUUAUGGCUCAGUUUGUUUGCUUCCAGUUACUAGUGUUUUCAUGGUACUGCCUUUACCAAACAUACCAUUUUUUUGGGUGUUAUUUCGUGCUUAUUCUCAUUGGAGAGCUCUACAGGGAAGUGAGAGGCUCCAGUUACUAGUUUCUGACUGCUCAGAUCAAUGGAAAGUCCUUGAGAAGAAGAAAGAGAUUAGUUCAGGAAAGGAUAGUAACCCCUGUGAAAAUGCUCAGAAUUCUCCUUUGAAUUUGCGGCCAUCGAAAAAGCUUGAUGGGUUUCUCAAAAGGAGAAACUUGGAUGAAGGUUUGGACUGUGAUACCAUUUCGAGCAUAUGCAAGGAGUAUGAUCUGGACAAGAUUGAUGUUCUCAAGUACAGGGAUCUGCCGUAACCACAUCCAGAUCCUUGUUCUGAAGUUUUUUCCGUAGUCCACUGAUGCUUGUACGGUAAAAUUCUUCUACUAGCGAGACCAAGCUCAAGGGUGCAGGAGUCGCACGGGACCACUAACUACUGGCGAUCAAAUGCGGAUUUUUUUUUUAAAUAGCACCAGUCAUUCUUGUUAUGCUUCAGAUCAGGCUGCUGCUAGUUUAGUAAGCUGAGAAACAAAGAGGCAUUACAUUUUGCUAGCUGCCUAGCUCUUCCGUUUCAACACCUGUCAGAAUUUUCAGCCGUGAACUGUGAACAAUGAAGCCAAAUGUAGGGUUGAGAUUGACAAAUUAGUACGUGGCACGAUUUUAGUC